AGUCUGCAAGCUGAGUCCCAUUGAAGCGCCUUCUGCUUCUACUUCAUUUCCGUCUCUUCAAUUCGCAGUCGUCUGUUUUUUCUUCUCUACUUUUUCAUCCCUAGUUUCUUCUGCAUGGAAGACACUCUUUUCAUAAGCGAUUAUGAUGUUAACGAACAUGACCACGAUUGGCAGCCUGUGGACCGGCGCCCAUCUGAGCUCCACUCUUCUGCUGCUGAGCAGCUUUAUUUCGUUCCCUACAGGUGGUGGAAUGAGGCGCGGGAGUCUUUAUUUUGUGAGGUGGAGGGAAUUUUAUAUGCAGCCUUACCUUCUUGUAAGGAGAACAAAGAAAUUGAAAUUAGUAUGAGGAGACAAGUGGGUACGAGGACUGCAGGCGCGGAAGAAGGUGUCUCGGACAAUAGUUACGCUUUGCUUUCUGAAUGGAUGUUCUUGCGGGCGAAUAAGUGGCAUAAUGAUGCGAAGAGUGUUGGAAGCUUUGGAGAUUCCAAAGAGAAAAUGCUGGAUGAUUUGUUCUCUUUAAAAAUAAGGCUCUCUGUUUUGUGGGAUACAAAUUCCUUGCUUGUAAAGAUUUGUCACAAGGAAAAUGAAGUUUCAACCUUUAAUAAAGCCAGGAACAUUUUUUGUGCCAGGAAUAGCCAGUUAUUCAUUUGGGAUUUCUCUGCGCGUACAACUCAGUUUUUCACAAAUGGCACAGAUAAUUUCUCUGAUUCUUAUGUCUGGAAAGAUGAAGAGCUUCAUCUAGACCUGUUAGUUUAUGGAUAUUCAUAUGUCACAAAACUGAUUGAAGGAAGGAGUGAAGAGACAAGUGCAAAAGAGUCCAUGAUUGCGGAUGCCCCACUUAAUAUGGACACUGCGUAUUCUGUUAGCUCAUAUUGUGGAGUUAACUGUGGUGCCCCUUGCAUCUUCAACUCAGAAGCUCACAAUUUGGGGUUAGUUGGGUUGAAUAAUCUUGGUAAUACUUGUUUUAUGAACAGUGCUAUCCAGUGCCUGGCACACACUCCUGAGCUUGUCGAUUACUUCCUUGGUGACUUCAGAAAAGAUAUAAACACAACAAAUCCAUUGGGCAUGAGUGGUGAGCUUGCUUUUGCAUUUGGGAAUAUGUUAAGGAAGCUUUGGUCUCCAGAAGCAGUGACAGUUGAUCCAAAAACAUUUAAAUCUAUACUAGGACAAUUUGCACCACAAUUCAAUGGUUAUAACCAACAUGAUUCACAAGAGUUUCUUGCUUUUUUGUUGGAUGGACUCCAUGAAGAUCUAAAUCGCGUGAAGUGUAAGCCUUACAUAGAAGUGAAGGAUGAAGGCAUCUGUACUGAUGAUGAAGUAGCAGACGAACAUUGGCACAAUCAUUUAGCUCGCAAUGAUUCCAUAAUAGUUGCUGCCUGUCAAGGUCAAUACCGAUCAACAUUGGUUUGUCCAGCUUGCAAAAAAAAGUCCAUCACAUUUGAUCCCUUUAUGUAUCUUUCAUUACCACUUCCUUCCACAACCACAAGAACAAUGACCCUGACAGUUGUGAGUGAGGACCGUUUGCCAUUUCCAGUCACUGUUGUAGUACCAAAAUAUGGAGUAUUCAAGGAUCUUAUUCAAGUUGCUAAGGAAACUUGUCGAUUGAGAGAUGAUGAAACACUAUUAUUUGCAGAGAUAUAUAACAACAAAGUUCUUCAGUUUCUGGAAGACCCAUUUCAUUCAUUAGAGCUCGUCAGAGAUGAGGAUCAGCUUGUUGCUUACAUAUUACCUAAGGAUAACGAUACAUCCCCCUUGGUUGUAUUUAUGCAUAAAAGGGUGAACACGUUACCAUCGUCCACUCUACCCUUGCAGGGGUUUGGCAUCCCUCUUGUGGGAAGAGCUUCUGAUCUUUCCAGGGGAUCUGACAUACAUAAACUGUUUCUCAAAUUGGUGAAUCCCUUUCAAAUGCCAAUAGAAGACUUGUCUGAUGUUGAUGAUGGUAAUGAAGUCAAUGCUAGUGGAGAUGUUGAGAUAGAAGAUGUCAUCACUCCCAUAGAACCUGAUAAUGUCACUGAAGAUAGUGAAUGGAUGAAUGAGGAACAUUCAGGGCAUGAUUUCCAAUAUUAUUGGUCAGAAGAAAAGGGAUUUGUAGCAAGAGGACCUGGAAAACUGAUAAACAGGCAAUUACCAAUCUCAGAUUUGCCCAAAACAAUAAAUGUGAUAGUUUCUUGGCCAGAUGCGAUGACUGAACUGUAUGACACCGUCAUUCUUGACCAUUUACCUCAAAUCUGCAAACCUGGGAUCCUGACACAACCACCGCCUCAGGAAUCUAUUACACUGUACGAAUGUCUUGAAGCCUUUCUGAUGGAGGAGCCUCUAGGUCUUGACGACAUGUGGUACUGCCCCAACUGUAAAAAACGUCAACAGGCUAACAAAAAAUUGGACUUGUGGAGAUUACCCACAAUUUUAAUUAUCCAUUUGAAGAGGUUUCAUUUCACCCAGUAUUUCAAGAAUAAGUUAGAAACAUUUGUGGACUUUCCCAUUCAUAAUUUGGAUCUCUCCCGCUUCACUGUUCAUAAGAAUGGAGAUGGCUCCAAUUGUUAUGAGCUGUAUGCAGUUAGCAAUCACUAUGGAAGCAUGGGUGGUGGUCAUUAUACUGCAUAUGUUCAGCAUGGGCGUGGUAGGUGGUAUGACUUUGAUGAUAGAUAUGUGUCACCCAUGACUGAGGAUCAGACAAAGACGUCGUCUGCCUAUGUUCUUUUCUACAGACGAGUAUAGCUUUGACAUGAAUACACUGUAAAAAGGAGAUAUAAAAAAGCAGCAGGGCAAGUGUGCAAUACCUUCUUCUACAGUUUCAAAUGAUAAUUCAAAAAAUCUUUCUAGCAUCAUUGUCUAUGUAGACGGCAAAACACCAUAGAGAAAACAAGGUGUUCUGUCUUAAAUGUGAUAUUGGUUUUUUUUUUUUUAAAGACGGUUUGAUUCGUCAAACUCAUACUGAAUGGAAAAAAAAACAAAUUGUUUGAAGUGA
Messenger RNA from Impatiens glandulifera, 2968 nucleotides. Its product is annotated as ubiquitin carboxyl-terminal hydrolase 8-like. Gene Ontology annotation, molecular function: cysteine-type deubiquitinase activity. Gene Ontology annotation, biological process: protein deubiquitination. The record is from RefSeq and is a predicted model, not a curated record. The transcript has 13 exons. Lineage: Eukaryota; Viridiplantae; Streptophyta; Magnoliopsida; Ericales; Balsaminaceae. Bases 115 to 2718 code for a protein of 867 amino acids.